GCGGCCGGAUCGCCAGCUCCCGGCUAGAAGCUCCAGGAGGGCUUGGGAGCUGGAGCCGGAGUCAGAGCCAGAGGAAAAGAGCGUCGGCGCAUCCAGCCGGGUGCUUAAAGUCCAAGGAGAGUUGGUGCUGCUGGGGUCGGUCAUCCCCAUCCCCCCGCCCCGCUUCCCACCCAACUUCAUUCCCAGCCCCUUCAUCCCUCCCUUUCCCCCUCUCCUCCCCCAAUGCUGUGGCUUCGCUGACUCGUCCAGUGGAGGGAUGUGCUCCCGGCCGGGUUGCGCGCUCGCUGCCUCUCCCCUCAUGGGAUUGACUGCAUAUAGAGGCUGGAGUUGGAGCGCUUAGCUCCCGCGGAGCCGGGAGAAGAACGGAGGGGGAGCAAAAAUUAACACACAGACAUACAUAGAAAGACCCACAUAGUCCUUCCGCUGCACUUGCUGCUCGCCCUCCAGUCCCGCGAGGGGGCGGCUCCGGCCGGCGCCCAGACCAAGGGCUGGGAAUGAUGUUGAAUCCAUGCACCUUAGAGUCUGUAGGAUAUAGAUGGAGAAACUGGAGCAGAGCUUUGUUUCAGUAACUCAACUCCUUCACCUUCUCACAAUGACUGAGUAGUAGGACUGAAAGUAGAAGCUCAUCAUCUAACUGGACGAAGCUGUGCCAUCUUCAGGGACGUGUAAAGAGCUGGAUUGGAACCUCUAUAGAGCUUUAAAGUGACUGUUAUUUGUUGGAGGCCUGAGGAAAUCAUAUUAACCCCGAUGUCCUGAAACUCAUGUCCAAAGUUCAAAACUAUCAGAACUGCUAAGAUGCCUCAGGAACAGUAUACUCACAACAGGAACAACAUGCAGAGCUCUGAAGGACCGCAGGUAUACAAAGUAGGGAUUUAUGGCUGGCGGAAGAGAUGCCUCUAUUUCUUUGUUCUUCUCCUAAUGAUUUUAAUACUGGUGAACUUGGCUAUGACCAUCUGGAUUCUCAAGGUCAUGAACUUCACAAUUGAUGGAAUGGGAAACUUGAGAAUCACAGAAAAAGGUCUAAGGUUAGAAGGAGACUCAGAAUUCUUGCAACCUCUCUACGCCAAAGAAAUCCAGUCCAGACCAGGUAAUGCAUUGUACUUCAAAUCUGCCAGAAAUGUUACAGUGAACAUACUCAAUGACCAGACUAAAGUUCUUACUCAGCUUAUCACAGGUCCCAAAGCAGUAGAAGCUUAUGGCAAAAAAUUUGAGGUGAAAACCGUCUCUGGAAAAUUGUUGUUUUCUGCAGAUGACAAUGAAGUGGUGGUUGGAGCAGAAAGAUUAAGAGUCUUAGGAGCAGAAGGCACAGUGUUCCCUAAAUCUAUAGAAACACCCAAUGUGAGGGCAGAACCCUUCAAGGAACUAAGACUCGAGUCCCCUACCCGUUCCCUAGUGAUGGAAGCCCCUAGAGGAGUUGAAAUCAAUGCUGAAGCUGGCAAUAUGGAAGCCACAUGUAGGACAGAGCUCAGGCUGGAAUCCAAAGAUGGAGAGAUCCAGUUAGAUGCUGCCAAAAUCAAACUACCUAGACUGCCUCGAGGAUCUUAUUCCCCUACGGGAACCCGGCAAAAAGUAUUUGAGAUCUGUGUCUGUUCCAAUGGAAGACUCUUCCUGUCUCAGGCAGGAAGUGGUUCUACCUGUCAGAUCAACACCAGCGUCUGCCUCUGAGAAAGACUGAUUGUCAUGGACAGUAAAGGAUGGCACUGAGGCUGGUUUUUGGUCUCAAUGGACUCUUGCUGUGGACUUUUUUGACUAGAACCCGGAAAGCAUCUUGGAGACUUUUUUGGUGCGUGUGUGUGCGUUGUGAGUGUGCGUGAGGGUGGGGCUAUGAGACUUAUAUAUAUUGAUAGAUAUAAAUAAAUAUAUAUAUAUAUAAAUAAAUAGAUAGAUAGUAAUAGAAUCCUCUGUAUAAAAGAAGGUUUCAGUACAAAAGGAUCCAUGGGUGACCUCCAGUUACACAUUAUCAGUCUCCCACAUCUAAAUUCAACCUGUAUUGCAGACUGUCAGGAUGGCUAUCUCCAGACUCCUGAAACAUAAUAACAAUGCACAGUCUGCCAUACUGUGCUUUAGACUAGUAGAUCCCUUUACUAUCAUGAAAUCCCAUUGGCAUUAGCCAAAGAGGGACUCUUUUCAUGGUGAAGGGUGACAAGGCAGCCCUUCUUUCUUGUCAUGGUCCUGGGAGAUUUAGAACAUCAAUUUUGCACUUCAAGGUAGAACAGGGAUGGGAGUCAAGCAUAGGGGAAACUCGGAAGCCCAUGUCUCAUAUUUUUUUACCAUGUCAUGGGUUCUUAGUAAAAUGGGCUCAAGUUUUAGCCUAUUCUCCUUGUUCACAUAUAUCCAGUAUCUCAACAUGGUAUUCCUUACCAAGUAUGAUGAGUUAACUCCCUCAUCCAUGCUGCCGUGGACAAUUUAAAAGUUAGCUAUAUUGUAGAGGAAGUAGGGAACUGUCCUAAGUCAUGGGUUGAGAAACUCCAUUUCCCAGCUGGUGGAGUAUUUCUGCUUUGGGCACAUUAGCAGGAAGAUUUUCAGUUUGUUUCUAGAUUUCUCUAUCCUAGAGAAAGUAUUGUGAAGAUCACUCUAAGAAUGAAAUAAUUUUCUGUGGGGGAUAACAUAAAAUGCAGGUAUUGUGUACCAGGAAAGGAGGACAACAAAUCAUUAACCAUCUAAAGGUGUGUUUGUUUGUUUAAUGGUCUAGAUUUAGGAAGAAGAUAAAAUUGAUCCAUUUGGGCCACUUAGGAGCAGAUAUCACAGGAGAAGCUACUAAGAGAUGAAAUAUCACAAAGGUUAAAUUCGAUCAAAAGAGUUUGAUCUUUUUUUUUUUCUCAAGUGCUUCCUCAGGUUCUGUGUGUGGACUAGAUUUUUUUCCAGAGCAUUUUCUCACAAAGAUCCAGCUCAGAUCCACUCCAUUUAAGAUCCAAAGAGACAGAGGUUGGCAACAUACUUGAUCUUAUUACUGGGUAGGUCAAAUCCCUACCCUCAUUGGGUCAGUAUCCAAUGCAAUCUGCUUAUCAGAUGCAUAUGUCAUGCUGUUGGUGUCAAGAUGUUCCUUUCUAAGUCCUAUUGGACUUACUGAUUAUUGGGAAGGAGUUGGACAGGGGAUAUGGGAUAGAGAGAAGGGGACAGCUUUAAUAUUAGUAGUAGAAGUGUGAAAUCUCCCAGAGCCACUAGUGGCUGCCACACAUCCAGAAUCACUGUCACCACACAUGCCCAGCCAUCAGCUAAUUGAUUAUAUCUAUGGCCAUCUUCCCACCACUAUCAAUGUGAGGGGUCACCCUGGAUUGCGGUUGUACUGGGACAAGGGACCAUACUGUCUCUGUUCAAAGAGGGGCAAAUCUGUGCCUAUGCCUUAAAGUCAAUGCACUCAGCAAGGAGAAGCACAUCUCAUUUAUCCUGUCAUUUGAUGUCAUUUAUUAUUUUAGGUAAGGGGGCAGGGGAUGGAAGUGGGAAUGGCAGAAGUGGGGCAGGGAGGGUGGUAAAGAAUAAAAUCAAACUAGAGUGAGCCUGGGGAAGACAAGGUGAGAAAAUUAUGUCAUCCUGAAUGUGAAAUUAUGAUGGCCAGACCCCACCAUGAGGGUCCUCAUGUGGAAUUCUUGGGAAUCCCCCAAAUAAUCAAGUUUCCAGGGACUUUAUCUUCACCAAGAUUCAGAGCAUUCUUUACUCGUAAGCAGAGGAACCAUUCAAGGUAUAUUCCCUCUGAAAGAAAACUUAGUAUGUCUGCAAGAUGGCCAAGUUCCCAUUUGCAGGUACCUUCCUGCAUCCUUAGAAGUAAAAGAUAUGUGCCAAGAGAUAUGGUGUCCCCAUUGAGAGAAUGGAUAUCAUGUGGUAAGAAGCAUUAUCUGUGUUGCUUUUCAUCUUUAUUUUAAAUCUGGAGGGUCCACACCAUCAAAGGAGGAUUGGGUUUUUUCCAGGUUCCUUGGGAAGAGUCUUGGGAGGGAGGAAUCUCAUGAGGUCAUUUACCUGCUAUUGUGGUGUCAGCAAGGGGUAAAACAUGAAGAACCAGAGGCUGAAUAUGUAGUGAGUUUUCAUUGUGAGUGCUAGUGGACAACUAGAAAAGUGAACUUUUGACCAAAAAGAGUCUUUGAUCUAUUGUGGUUUGAGCUGUCUAAAGUGGAGAGUUAUUGUUAUUGAGUUGUUUCAGUCAUAUCCAACUCCAGAACCGAUUUGGGGUUUUCUUGUUAAAGAUACUGGAAUGAUUUGCCCUUUUUUUCUCUGACUCAUUUGACAGAUGAGGAAACUAAAGUAAACAGGAUUAAGUGAUUUUCCCAGGUCACAUAGCUAGUGCCCGAGGUCAGAUUUAAACUUACAGAAAGGAAUUUUCCUGACCCUGGACCCAGCACUCUCUUUACUGUGCAACUAGCUGCCCAGAGUAAAGAUUAUCAGAGCUAAAAAAGGCAUCCUUCAAGCCACUCUGAAAACUGCUACUUGUUAAUGGCAGGGCAGGGGUAUCUCUGUCCUUUCUAUAAUAGUAGUCAGUUCACGGGAAAAGUAGGCCUGGAACUGAGUGGCAAGAAGGACUAGGAUAUCUUUGGAGUAGGCACCUCUACAUAAUUAUUGGUAAGGAAGGUUGUCAAUUUUCCCUUUUCCACAUGUUAUUUGGUUCAAUCAGUAUAUUGUAUGGGGGCAGAUGUUCAAUGUUCAAUCCCAUACACAUUUGGUCAUCUACCAUUUGCAAGGCACUAUGCUAGAUACUGAGGAUACAAAGACAAAAAUGGAAAAACAUUCUCAUAAGUCAAACAGAUAGCCAGAGGUGAUAAACUCCUCUGAUGGAGGAGAGAGGGAAAGAAAGAGAAGUAAAUUCCUUCCUGUUUUCUCAGUCAUCUGUUUUCUCAUUAUGUGUUCUCUAUGUGUCAUGGAAACCAACUCUAAUCUUGAAGGAAUUCUGGGAAAAUAGAGAGAGAAAUAGAAAAACACUAGAAGUGGAGCAUGGAGGGAAAGGACGAGAAGGGGGAUGGAAAAGUUUAUAAAAGUAAUGAAAAUUAUAGGCAAUAGACAAAAAAGCCUAGUGUGUGGAAGUCGGGGUAGUAUUUUGGGGUUGUAGUUGGUCAAAAUGAAAGCUGAGAGUCAAAGGCUCUUGGUUCCAACCUGCCUAUUCUAUUUAUGGGCUAUGAGAAUUUGGAGAAGUAACUUGGUCUCAAUGGGCCUCAGUUUCUUCAUCUAUCCAAUGAUAGAGUUGGGUUGGUUGAUCUCUAAGGUUCCUUUCAGCUUAAAGUGUAUUAUCCUAUGAUUACCACCUUUGUAUUAUCAUACACAUGCAGCAAGUGUACUGGGUCUAGGUCAUCUUGAUCUUUUAAGUGAAUUAUGCCCUGAUUAUUCUUUUGCCCAACUUAUGGUAUUCCUAUUUUUUUUCCUGGGGAAGAAUGGUAUCAACCCAUAAAGAAGUGUCUUUAGAGUGGCAUGAAAAGAGAUGCUCAGAGAAAGUUGGAGGCAUCACUAGUAUAUAUUUUCUUGAAAGCCAAGAAAGCAGCCUGUCAUCUUCCUAGCACCUCUGGAAAAGUUACCCAGGACACAAAGGUCUUGAAAUUCUUGAGUUCUAUUCUCAUCUUCUUUUUCCUGCACCCCACAAUUCAAAGCAUAUCUUGGUGCCACUUCUUUCUUGAAGGCAAUGGACUUUACAUUUCAUGGCAAAAGAUAAGCAAGGAUUUUAUUUUGUUCAUUUCCUCUCAUUUAAAGAAAUUACAACUUGAUAUACUGGAGCAGCAACAGAGUGCUGCUGCUUUAUCUAUUGUGAGAAAAUAGCCUGUUCCAUGGUUAUGUGUGUCAAAUUGGGUCUUUAAAAUAUAUAUAUAUAUAUAUAUACAUAUAUAUAUAUAUAUAUAUUGACUGCAUUGAAGCAUUCCACUUCACAACUGCUACCCCAAUGGCUCAGUCUUCCAAUACUAAACAGAAUGUCUGAUCCUCCUACACCCGAGGAUAGUUUUUCAAAUAUAUACUCAAAAAUAGUUUUCACACCUCUACUCCCACCAUGAUAGGUUUUUUCUUUUCCAUGAAAAACAUUCAUUUUUCCUUUAACAGCAACUUGUAUGCUGGGAUAAGGCUGGAAGAACAUGAUUUCUCAUCCUCCUGACCAACAUCUUUCAGAUGCCUUUGAACUUAUCAACAUUACUCUUGAUGGUAGUUGCCAGAAUGAAGUAAAUAUCAAACUUCAAAUGGGAGGAAGGGGUAUUGGGGUACAUGGAAUAUAUCAUACAAGAGCAGAGAACCCAGUAAGAGUGUCACACUUUUCUUCUUCUUAACCCUAUGGAUCCUUCUCUGGUUGUAAAUUAUAGUUGGGUUGGCUUUUAAAUAUGCCUAAGAAUAAGAGAUAAAUUUACUGGUCUAUAGUUGGACAAAUUAAUUUAUUUUCUUGCUCACUUCAAAGACAAGCAUGUGUAGAAGGUGUGUAUGCACAUAGGAAUACUCAUUAUUUUCAUCUCUUUAUCUGAGUCCACAUUCCUUUUUAUAUUUUCUCCCCAGUCUUUCUUUUUAGAGAUCCCCAAGAGUUGCUUUUAAAGCAUUUAUAUUCCUGAAGAUAAAUAUCCCAACUGUAACCUGGGGAUGUAAGACCAUAGGGUUGGGUAGUGGGGUAGCUUUUGGUAGAGGAUGUUUCUGCUUAUCAUUUUUCUCUUUUAUAUUUUCUCUGUUUUGCUUCCUUUCCAACAAUAAUUCUUUCUUGUGUUGUUGUUUUUACCUUUGUUCUAUUCUAUUGAGCCUACACUAAUGAUCAGUCACAAAAGACUCAGAAGAAAAAGAAAAAAGUAUUCAUCAGUUCUUCUACCUUAUGACCUGUCAUCUUGCAUAUUUUGAGUGAUCUCUUCCUCCCUGUCUCAAUAGUUCCUCAAACAUUGAUUCAGCUUCCACGAUGUGGAAGACACCAUAGUAGGUAAUAGAUUUUGUUGUUUUGCCUUUCUGAUCUUCCCUUAGGUGUGGCACCAAAUGUUGUCUGUCCCAUCCUGAUCAUUGAUCAUAAGAAUCUGCUUGUUCUUCAGACAUCUAGGUGUUUUUCUCAAAAGAUCUGUUGUUAAAGAUAGUUAAUCUCAAAAGAUUUUUGCUCUUGGUCAUGCUCUCUAUACUGACCCUCACCCAGCACCCUCCAUCUUUACUGCUGUUGUUGCCUGUAUAAGGUAUUCUUUUAAAAUGUCAUGAGUUUGUGGAGAAUGUCUUCCCCCCAACUGGUGUUGAAUCUUUCUCUCGAGACCUAAGAUUAUUGUUGUUUUGUUUUUGGUUGGGGUUUUCCUUAGUGGGGGGCUGAAGGAGAGAAGAGCGAACAGGAGAAGGGAGCUGUGUUAGUAAAGCUCCCAGUAGCAUGCUCUACCAAAAGCUCCCUACUACUUAAUUCUGAGGAUAUAAAUCCCCAGGGUUGGCAUAGUAAAAGGAGAUAUUUUCUGUACUUAGCUGAAGAGAGAAAAACAAGGACGAUAGCAUUGGCAAAGCAGGAGAAGGAUGUUUUGAAGGACAUGAAUAGAAGUGAUGAACUCUUCCCGUAUCCUGUGGAUAUUGUAUGAAAAAAAACAAUAAUUGCCUCUCUCUGCUACACAUCCUUUUGCCAACUUUCUGUGAUAUGAGAUUAAAAAGAUAUUUGAUAUCUCUUCUUGGGAUUAGGAGAGGGUACCGUUGUGGGUGUAGUUGAAGAAGAUGGAGGGAAAACAUGAUGUUUGCAAUAUUCUAGAUUAAGAUUGAGACAUAGUUUUCUCUCUUCUUAGUCAUUAGGUAUGUCAGGUCCAUUACACUGAAAAGGAGCAAGAUAAGUUAGGAAUGGAUUGAUUAGGUCAUGGGAUCCUAAGUAGGAGAUGAAUAAGGUACAUGUACCCUAUGUGUGAGCCCUACUACCUGAGCUAUUGCUGAGGGUUGGCAAAGAAACAGAAGAUGAGAGCAAAAGAGAGCUAUGCCCUUCCCACACCAAGGCUGCAAAAAGGUAUCCUCACUGCUACCCUCAGAUUUGGGAAGGGGGUUGCUGAAAGAAGCCAUGACUGAUUCCAUUAGUUUCUUGAAUUUUUUUCUUUCAGCUACAGGCAAUCCAAAUGCUGUUUGUCUUCUGGAAAUAGUGGAAGGGAUAAUGUGUGAGAGAGAUUAACCUGUUAUACAUUUAAAAGAACAGUAAUUGAGCUUAUCUCAGUAGAAAAUCUACACUAUGCUCUUUGUCCUUUUGUGUGUCUUUGCCCACUUUUAUUAGACAAUGAGAAACAAGCUAGCCUUAGUUUGCCAACAUUAUUGAUGGAGAUGAAGAGGGGGGUUCUUCCUCCCACUAUCUCUCUCCAGAAAGUCAGCCAAUCCUCCCUUUUCCAAAAUUCUAACCAGUUCACCUCAACCUCUCCAUCCCACACAAGAUCCCAGGAGGAGCAAAAGCUAGCUUCAGAGAAAAAUGUAAUACAAUAAUAUAUAAUUUACCAUAUACGCGAACAUCCAUUCUCUCUGGCUUCCUCCACUUACAACUUCAUAGAACUUCUUUGUCUCCCUAGACUCUCCUUUGUGUUUGAAAGCACAUUUAUCAGAAAAAAAUUGUCACUGAAGAUGGGUCAGUAGAGACAGAGGUCUAUUUUUAUUUUAUACACACCCCUAGUAUCAUAAAUUGUAUUAAUUCCAUGAUUUUAUAUGUCAAGAUCUGUGUAUUAGACAAUAUUUGUGGUAAAUUACACACAUAUUCCCCUAUCAUAAAUGUGGCAAUGUUUCUCUCCCUUCUCAUCCAUGUAUCUGUCUCCAUGAUUAAUGACAUUUAUGUCAAUCAACUGAUUCUAAGCCAGAUCUAAUCCCACACAACACAUCUCUCACUCCUCCCUGUCCUGCCCCCAUGUAUUCUAAUGAUAUAGAAUCAUUAGUUAGAUAAAACUAUUUUAAAAUGUCUUUGGGAUUUAGACAUGGGGGCAGAGAAUAACAUGGAAAGAAAAUUGCAUGUACCAAAUGAAGGAAAUGCAUACCAAUUAAUUCUCUAGUGGGAGAAACAACAUAAAAAGGCAAAUGUAUUUUGUCAUUGUUUAAAUAACUCUUAGUGGAUGAACAUGUGUUUCUCUAGAACUAUUCACAUGUUUUGUCCAUUUUCCUCUCUCCAUCUUCACCCCUCCUAUUGCAAUCCAUAGGCAGACCAGAGUGAUGGACCAGAGAGCCUAUCUUCUAUUGCUUCUACACAAAGAGGAAAAAAAGGGAAAAAAUAAAUAGCAUACUCUGUGUGAAUUUAUGUGUUUUGGAGGAAGAAAUGGUCCAGCACAGGUGCCAUGUAGGGAGAGGAAAAAUACAUGUUUCUAUAGCUAAACCCAAAGGCAGAAAUAAGAGGGAGGGGACAUGGGCUAUAGCUAAGAUCUGUGUCUAUUCUUCAUAUUCCUAACUGACAAAGAAGAAUGUGUGUGUUGGGAUAAGGUGGGGAGGGAGGUCAGGGGUUGGAGUGGGUAGGGAUUUCAAAGGAUGGAGGGUAGAACCAAGAACUCUGUCUCUGGAGAAGAAAAAGCUGUACCUCUGCCUACCUACCUGCCAAAUUGUUCAGAGAAGAAGGUUUGUACCCUGCCUCCAGGCAGCACCUCAUAUUAAUCCCAUACUCACCUUCCACAAAUUCCAUAUUGCCAUGAACUUAUCCAUUACUGGUCUGACUGUGUUAACAUGCUGCCUCCUCCUCAUCCCCAUAGCCUUGGCUAGAAAUGGACUCUCCUUUUCAUUUGUUAAAGACAGACUUAGACAAAACUGGCCCCCUACAGACCCAUCAAACCAUUCAGACACACCCUAGAGACUCAAACACUCAGAUCCCUAAGCAUAGAAGGGCCUUUCCAAUUCUAGUUUUCUCCAAAUCCAUAUAGCACUCUAUCAUCUAGACGAGGAGCACCAAACCAUUCCUCUUUUGCCAACCUAGGAGAGAUUCCUUCUCAUUCCACCACCCUUUUGGGCCCUCUAUCACUGUGUGUGUGUUUGUGUGUGCACGCAUGCACACGUGCGUGUAUGUCCUGAAAAAAAUAAAACAAAUCAACCAUACAAAUUAAUGGUGUAUCCCUCACAGAGAUGACAUCUCAUCUUCUUCAUCAUCACCCUAAUCCUUGCACAUACUCUAUGCAAAUUUUUUAUAAGCAUUGCAAUAAAUGCUCUGAAAUGACAAGGAAUUAUUUUACCUUUCCUAUGACUACUACUACUCUCUCUUUCUGUAUACAGAAACUUUGUAUUCUUCAAAAGGAUGAAUUUCAACUGCAGUCUUGUACAAAAUUAUCUUAAUAAAAAAGUCAUGAUUGUUACAAAGGAAA
Monodelphis domestica (gray short-tailed opossum) is the source of this 10190-nucleotide messenger RNA. RefSeq names its product sarcoglycan delta (gene SGCD). Gene Ontology annotation, cellular component: sarcoglycan complex; sarcolemma. The record is from RefSeq and is a predicted model, not a curated record. Lineage: Eukaryota; Metazoa; Chordata; Mammalia; Didelphimorphia; Didelphidae. Gene Ontology annotation, biological process: cardiac muscle tissue development; heart contraction.